GGCCAUUUGUUUGUAUUUUGUAGUUGUGGUAUUUAGUAGAUUAAAAACUAAUGUUAUGGUUUUACGUUUUAUAGAUUUUAAUUUUGAAUUGUUAUAAUGGACCAAAUAAUAAAAAUAAAUAACCAAACAGCUGGAAGAGAUAAAUUAGCAAGACUUCUGCAAUAUCUUAGUAGAUUUUUAUGGCACAAUCUCCAAAAAAAUCAUAAAAAUGGUGUUGUUGGACUUAAAAAUCUAGAAUUUCAACUAAGUACUUUUAGAAAACUGCUCAGAUUUGGAAGAUUCACUGAAAGUAUUUAUGCAACUCUACCGUUAUUUGAAGAAGAGGAAGCAACCAUACGAUAUACUGUAAUCUUAAGUAAAAUAACAAAUUCCUUGUUUCUUCUGGCAGAUCACAUAUUAUGGCUGGGAAGGGCUGAUUUGUGUUCUAUAGACACCGAAAGAUGGGCCAAUUUAUCCAAUAGAUACUGGUUAUAUUCAAUAACUAUGAAUUUAGUCAGAGAUUUUUAUGAAAUAUCAAUAAUUUUAAAAUCGAAUAAGAGUACGAUUUUACCCAAAAAAUUUCAUUCAAAAGAUAUUGUUGAUAUUGUGUUUAAAAGUAUAGCAAUACUUAGUAUUAAUCAAAAUGUUUUAAUUGAUACAAUCAAAAAUUGUUGUGAUUUUUUCAUACCAUUAACUUCAUUAGGAUUUACAAAAUUGUCACCAGGGUUGAUAGGCCUCUUGGGGGCUAUUUCUUCCAUUGCUGGGUUAUUAAUAUUAAUAGAUCCAUCUAAAAAGUUGACACCUUCAUAGGUUUAAAGAUUUUUUUAUUGUAUUGUUAUCAUUAAGUUUGGAAAUGUUUAUUGGUAUUGUGAUAUUAAUUAUAUUUUAUAAAUCCUAUAUACAAACCAUUGUUAUUUUUGACUAU
Psylliodes chrysocephalus is the source of this 904-nucleotide messenger RNA. The record is from the annotation of a GenBank genome assembly. NCBI's taxonomy places the organism in Eukaryota, Metazoa, Arthropoda, Insecta, Coleoptera, Chrysomelidae.